AUGGCCCCAGGGCUCAGGGCUUCUCCUCCAGUUGUGCUUCUGCUCCUGUCCCUGCUGGGUCUGGCUGCUGCUGGGAAGCUCCUGGUGGUGCCAGUGGAUGGGAGCCACUGGCUCAGCAUGCGGGAGGUGCUGGACAUCCUGAGGCAGAGGGGACACGAGGUGGUCGUGGUGGCACCCGAGGUGACUUUGCACAUCAAGCCAUCCAAGAACUUUGUGAUGAAAAUGUACUCAGUCCCCUACACAAAGGAAGCUUUGAAGAAACAAUUCCAGGCAUUUUUUCAUUUUUCAUUUGAACAAGGAUCUUUUCUGGAAAGAUUUGUUAAAGCGUACCAAGGUAUCAAAAGAAUCACUUACUUUGGGGUCACCAGCUGUGGACAUCUCCUGCAAAACAAAGAGCUCAUCAGGUACCUUGAGGAGAGCAAGUUUGAUGCUGUCCUUACAGACCCUGUCCUACUAUGUGGAGCAAUCCUGGCGAAGCACCUUUCCCUGCCUUCUGUCUAUUUCUUACGAGGAAUCCCGUGUGGCUUAGAUUUUGCUGCUACUCAGUGUCCCAAGCCUCCUUCCUAUGUCCCCAGGGGAUUUACACAAUUUACAGACCACAUGACCUUUCUCCAGCGAGUGAAGAAUCUACUUCAUGACAUCCCAGAUAUUUUUCUCUGUGAUUUUGCCUUUGAACCCUACUCAAAACUGGCUUCAGAGUUCCUGCAGCAAGACGUGACUGUGCUGGAUCUCUUACGCCAGGCUUCAGUUUGGCUCAUGAGGUCAGAUUUUGUUUUAGAGUAUCCAAGGCCUUUGAUGCCUAACAUCAUACCAAUUGGAGGAGUAAACUGUGCUCACAAGGAGCUGCCUCAGGUGGGUCACACUGUUUUAAUUCAUGCCAUGAUUGGUUUCUGUGUUUAG
Messenger RNA from Agelaius phoeniceus (red-winged blackbird), 900 nucleotides. Lineage: Eukaryota; Metazoa; Chordata; Aves; Passeriformes; Icteridae. The record is from RefSeq and is a predicted model, not a curated record.